Molecule: messenger RNA, 1797 nt
Organism: Daktulosphaira vitifoliae (grape phylloxera)
Lineage: Eukaryota; Metazoa; Arthropoda; Insecta; Hemiptera; Phylloxeridae
Gene: gkt
Product: probable tyrosyl-DNA phosphodiesterase
Exons: 9
Coding region: 218-1609 (463 amino acids)
Biological process (GO): double-strand break repair; single strand break repair
Cellular component (GO): nucleus
Molecular function (GO): single-stranded DNA binding; 3'-tyrosyl-DNA phosphodiesterase activity; double-stranded DNA binding
Source: RefSeq, a predicted model, not a curated record
UUUUUAUUAUAAUAUUUUACAUAAAAUUAUCAAUUUAUAUAAAUAAUCUAAAUUAAUUGUUCAGAAAUUUAUUUAAUCAUUAUUUUUGUUAUUAAUAUCCAGUUAAAAUUAAUUAGUUAAUUCAGUAUUUUAAUAUUUUUCAUUUUAGUAUUAGAUUUACAAUAAAGUAGAAUUAAUGUAAAGCUUAAAUUAUUUUGCUAUAAAAAAUUGGAUUAUAAUGUCAAUGAAUUCACAAAAACGAAAAGCUUGUGACCCUGAUUCUUACUCUGACAGUGUAUGGAAACAAACCAAAGGAAAUGUAGUCAGUAAAUUAAAAUACUCCGAACCAUUUGGCUUUUUUCUAUCGGCUGUUGAUUCUAAUCCAUUAACUCAUAGUGAAGAUUUAACUUUAUCAUUUCCUGAACUCUUAGAUAAAAGUCUUGGAGAUUUAAAAGAGUCUCUUCAUAUUAAUUUUAUGGUAGAACUUGGUUGGCUUUUGGCUCAGUAUUACAUUACAAACCAAAGAGGGAAAACUGUUUAUUUAUUGUAUGAACAUUGCGAUGAAGAUUUAAAUACUUUAAAAACAAUGAAUAAAAUUCCAAACCUAAGAUUUACUCAAGUGAAGCCUCAAAAUGUAUUUGGGCAUCAUCACACGAAGAUGUCUAUGUUUUUAUAUUCUGAUGGUUCCAUACGUAUUGUAGUGAUGACUGCCAAUUUACGUGAAGAAGAUUGGACCAACUUAACUCAAGGAAUAUGGGUUAGUCCAAAGUUUCCUCAACUUCAUAGUACUGACAAGCAUAAUGGAGAAUCAACAACUGGUUUUAAAAAUGAUAUUCUACGUUAUUUACAAUCAUACAAAGUUGAAUUAUUAGAAAAUUGGAUACAAAGAAUCAAAAAAACUGAUUUUAGUAGUGCCAAGGUAUUUUUCAUCUCAAGUAUUCCUGGUAAACAUUUUGAGCCACUAUGGGGUCAAACCUAUUUAAGAAAUAUUUUAAAAACACAUGCUCAUAUACCUUCUGGAUCUCCGUCUGAUUGGCCUAUCAUUUCUCAAUGUUCUUCAAUAGGAUCUUUAGGAGCAAAUGAAAAAGAUUGGUUGACUUCAGAGUUCAUAUUUAAUCUAUCAUCAUCUACUCAAAACUGUAAAACAGAUAAUAAUAUUCCUUUUAAUUUGAUAUACCCAACUGUAAACAAUGUUCUGAAUAGUUGGGAUGGACCUAUGGGAGGUUUCUGCUUACCAUAUAGUGAUAAAGUCCAUCAAAAACAAGUUUGGCUUAAAAAUUAUAUGUGUAAAUGGGUUAGUCACUCACGGAACCGAACAAAAGCUGUUCCACACAUAAAAUCCUAUUGUCGCAUAUCUCCUUGUUGUUCUGAGAUGUCAUGGUUUUUACUAACUAGUGCUAAUUUAUCAAAAGCUGCCUGGGGUAGAGAAACAAAAUCUGACAGAAGCAAUUAUUUCAUGUCACAUGAAGUUGGAAUUCUUUUCCUACCUCAAUUUUUAGUUGGAUGUGAUACAUUUUCUAUAAAUCAAACACAAAAUGGCACAAUUCCAUCAUUUCCAAUUCCUUUUGAUUUACCUUUAACCCCUUAUUCAAAGAGUGAUCAACCAUGGCGUGCAGAUAUAGUAUCUUAAUUUUAAAAAAUGAUUAAUAUGUUAGAAUUGAAUAAAUAAUUAUUUAUAAGAUACUUUUUACUAUUUAAACUAAAAUCCAAAUUUUAUAUGUGAUAUUUUUUUUUUACUUAAAUAUAAUUAAUUAUCGAUAAUUUACUUUAUUUUGUAUGCAUUCAUGUGUUUUAAUAAAAUUUAAAAACAAAAUUAAA